Raphanus sativus (radish) is the source of this 1354-nucleotide messenger RNA. RefSeq lists its product as uncharacterized. The coding region runs from base 1 to 1047 and encodes 348 amino acids. Lineage: Eukaryota; Viridiplantae; Streptophyta; Magnoliopsida; Brassicales; Brassicaceae. The record is from RefSeq and is a predicted model, not a curated record. The transcript has 12 exons.
AUGUCUUUUCGAGGCGAUAUAAUCGAUGAUGAAACCUCGUUUUUAUGGAGUCCGGAGUAUAUUUUUGAGUCACCGGAACUAUGUCUUCCAUUAAGGCCACAAAGUCACCAGCACCAGACCCUUCAUCGACAACAACAAGAACUAGACAUUUCGCAUGAGUCUUGGUUACGAGGAAAUCUAUUAAAUGUUCGUUCAAGGAGCCGAAUAGGGAUGGGUCAGCGAAUCGGACAAGGAAAUGGAAUUGCACAUCCAACUUUGUCUUAUUCUCAUGAGUUUCCAAAUCAUCUUCAAGAGAUACAACAAGCAAGUUCUGAUGCAUUUGGUUCACUGUUUCCUCAACACUUCCAUCGUUUUUCAGAUGAUAACCUUCCAGUUAUCACCACAAACAUAACAGAAACUCCUCUAAACAGACAACAACAUUGUUUUUGUGCUCAUACCCUUUCAACUAGAGAACCUCUGUUAAACAACCAAUAUCAUAACUAUUAUGAUUUGAAUCAAAUUGUGGCGGUGAAUACUGAGCAUUCAAGUCCCAUAGGCCCGAGCAAUUUCAUUCCAAAUGGGUUGCAUAAUUAUAUGCCUUGUCAGACGUAUGUCCCAAUCACUUCGGCUUUUACCAUAAAUGGACAGCAACUGCCCCCAUCAGUUUUAGCCAUUCGGUGUAAUGAACCUCCCAAUCUAAGGGCGGUUAACAAUUCAGCUAGGCAUCAUGUCAUUAUGCAAAGAAGGGUGCAUCAGUCUUCAUCAAGUUUUCGGGUUACCAGCUUAUACACUCAGCUGCGUAGACGUCCAACUCCAAGCGCAAACUUAAGCAUACCUCCACAAAAUGAAGUUUUGGGAUCUCGGCGAAGAACUUAUGAAAGUCGGUUUCGAUUUGGAGAACCAUCAUCUUCUACUCGACGCAGGACGACUAUACCAGCAGAUGAAAGUGUUGGUUCAACUGCAAUCAAUCCUACUGAAGAAAGGAGAGAAUAUGGACUGUACGAUCCAGAAUAUGAAAGACAAGGUCUAUGUAUUGACCCUCACUUGAGAAAUUUUCUCAAUCAAUAAAUGGUCGUUGGUCUAUCCUCACACCUUCAACAAGUGAAAGGAAUCUAUAGGUCAUUGAUCUAUCCUCAAAACUUUGAAUAAGUGAAAGUUUCUUUCUAAUGUUUAAUGGUGUGUUGUCAUGGCCUCCUUUUCGUUUUCUCUAUGGUCUUUAGUUUUAUCUUGUGUCAGCGUCAAGUGGACUUGUUUUAAAGGUUGAUGUCAGUUUACAUCAUGGUAUUGUACCCUCAUCUUACAAUCGUUAAACCUUGAUUUGUUGUUAUUCUUAAAGCUUCUUCCUCCAUCGCUUUAUGAUCACAUCUCUGAGCUA